Striga asiatica is the source of this 594-nucleotide messenger RNA. NCBI's taxonomy places the organism in Eukaryota, Viridiplantae, Streptophyta, Magnoliopsida, Lamiales, Orobanchaceae. The record is from the annotation of a GenBank genome assembly.
AUGAGCUCUGGUUCCACCUUUUCGUUUGCCGGAAGCUUCGCUGUAGAGGCGGGAUCCGCGCAGCGAAAGCACCAGCAGCAUGUCGGUGAACUCGCCCGAGAAAAAAAAACGGAGAAGAAAGGCUACCUGGUUAUUUUUAUCAGUUUCCCUUAUUUUGCGAUGAACUGUGCCGGGUUGUGCUGUGUUCAUGAAGUUGCUUUUGAAGGCGCGAAAUGCAUGUCCACAUCUGAAGCUGGCCCUUCACAAAUUAAACAAGGAGAAGCAAAGGGGCCUCCAGAGAAUGAGGCUCGGUUCAUAUCGUUGAUGUUGGACCAAGUUAUCCUGGGGAAGUGCAUCGGGCAGAAGUUCAAACAAUGCAAUUGGAUGGAGAUCCAAGAAAAACUGAACGAUAUAUGUGGUCCUGAGUAUUAUUACGAGAUAACACAAAUCACGAGUAAGCAUGAUCGAUUGAAGCAGCAUUGGCAUCGGUUCUACAAUAUGGUUAAUAAAGAUACGGGAUUCAGAUGGGAAUCUUCCACUGGGAAGAUCACAGGCGGUGAUGAACUUUGGGCCCAGUGGAUCACGAUUAGUGCACUUGUUCCAUUUAUUGUCCAA